AUGUCUUCUGAAUCUGAAAUCAAGGAUCUGGCAAAGAAGUACGGCAUCAAGAACACCAAAUUGAUCAAGACUGGUGCUUUCGUGGAUGGGCAGUGGCUCCACUUCUCGGACGAAACUUUCGCUGUUGAUGAUCCAGCAACAGGCAACAAUCUACUGCAGGUCAGCAACACGCCAAUCGCAGUCGUUGAGAGUGCAAUAAAGAGUGCAGAUGUAGCAUUCAAGAAGUUUAAGAAGGAAACCACCGGAAGACAGAGAAGUCUUUUGUUAAGGAAAUUAUACAACUUGAUGGUUGAAAACAGUGAAGAUCUAUCAAAGAUUUGCACGAUCGAAAAUGGAAAACCUCUUGCAGAUGCUCGUGGUGAGAUUAAAUAUGCUUCUUCUUUCUUCGAGUGGUUCUCCGAAGAAGCUCCUAGAAUUGAUGGUGAUAAUAUUUCUUCUGCUGAUCCAAGCAAAAGAAUUCUAACCUACAAGCAAGCAAUUGGCGCCGUUGGUAUUCUCACACCUUGGAAUUUCCCUAGUGCUAUGAUUACAAGAAAGCUUGGCGCUGCAUUUGCAGCAGGUUGCAGUGCUGUUAUCAAACCUGCUACUGAAACUCCUCUGUCUGCUUUGGCAGUUGCCGCAUUAAUCGAGGAAGCAGGAUUUCCUAAGGGAGUUGUGAACAUCGUGCCUGUUGAUCAGGAAAGAACUAAGGAAGUGGGAAAAUUGUUUUGUGAGUCACCUUUGCUGAAGAAAAUUUCAUUCACUGGAUCGACCGGGGUGGGUAAACUUUUGAUGAGCCAGUCCUCUUCAACUUUAAAGAAACUCUCCUUUGAGUUAGGCGGUAAUGCUCCUUUCAUUGUUUUUGAUGAUGCCGAUGUCGAUGUCGCUGUUCAAGGAGCAAUUGCUUGUAAGCUUAGACAGUCGGGCCAGACAUGUGUCUGCGCUAACCGUCUUUACAUUCAGGAAGGAAUUUAUGCAGAGUUCAGAGACAAACUUGCCGAUGCUGUCUCUAAGUUGAAGCUUGGCCACGGACUCUCCGAGGGUACUACACAUGGACCACUGAUCCAUGAAAGAGCCGUUGCAAAGGUGGCCUCGCACAUUGAGGAUGCUGUUGCAAAAGGUGCAAAGGUUGUCGCUGGAGGUAGAGUUGAACAAGCUUUGGGAGAAAAUUUCCAUCAAAUUACAAUCUUGUCAGAUGUUCCAAAGGAGGCGCUCGUCAAUGUUGAAGAAACCUUCGGACCUCUUGUUCCCCUGAUUAAAUUCAAGACCGAAGAUGAGGUCGUCGAACUCGCCAAUAGCACAGAGUUCGGUCUAGCUGGUUACUUUUUUUCUAGAGACUAUGCUAAGGUUUUCAGAGUUGGCGAGGCUUUAAAUGUGGGAAUGGUUGGAGCUAAUACAGGUGCAAUUACCGAAGCGGCACUGCCAUUUGGAGGCAUUGGCUGGUCUGGUUUUGGAAGAGAGGGUUCAAAAUACGGCGUUGAUGAUUAUGUCGUUUUGAAGUCUGUCGUUAUCGGCAACUUAUAG
This is a messenger RNA of Ogataea philodendri, 1503 nucleotides long. RefSeq lists its product as uncharacterized. The record is from RefSeq and is a predicted model, not a curated record. Bases 1 to 1503 code for a protein of 500 amino acids. Gene Ontology annotation, biological process: GABA catabolic process. Gene Ontology annotation, molecular function: succinate-semialdehyde dehydrogenase (NAD+) activity. The transcript has a single exon. Lineage: Eukaryota; Fungi; Ascomycota; Pichiomycetes; Pichiales; Pichiaceae.